AUGGCAUGGAUCCAAUCCAUUUCAAGACGAUCUUUUCACAAAGCACGGUCAGGUUUACUGGCGCUAAGAUCGGGAUUUAGCCACCGUUCAAGUGAAGAGGACAAAGAAGAAAAAUCCGAGAAAGGGAUUGUCAAUCCUGUUGCUCUCGAACACGAAAGACAUCGCCACGGAGUUUCCUCUGGUGCUUACACUUCGGACACACAAGAGGACGUGAGCUUUGGCGCUGAACUUUCUCGCAUGAAUCUUCAAUCGUCCCAAUCAUCCGGCACUGACGUGGGGGCUCUUCUCCGCGUUUCGUCCUUGAGAUCGAUACCUGAUUCAUUCGCAACAUAUCCCACAUCUGCAUCUACGCCUGUAUUUUAUCCACCCACCCGAGCUGUAAGUACUUCGGGAGUAAAUUCGACUUUUACACUAACCACCGACAAUGAUCUUGAUUUCCAAUUUGGUGGAGGUGGAGAGUUGGAGACAAAUUUGGAUUCUGAGGAUCACUUUGCUCACACCACACCAUCGAUAGAGAACAAUUUGAUACAGCAGACAUGGGGCAUUGCAAUCUCCACUGAUAGAGAGAUUACUAUGCCCGCUCACGAACCGGCGGAUCCUCAGCCAGAUUGUGAAGAGCAGCAGAGAACAUAUCUGCAGCAAGAAAAGAUCUAUCAUGCAAGUUCAGAUACCCAAAUAAGUGAUGAUCAACCAAGCUCAAUUCCCAUCUCGAGACAGUCCUCCGCCGAAGUUCGAUUUGCAUUUCCAGGAAUCUAUCAUGAAGCGUUACGCCAGUGGGCGAGACAACGUGAUAGUCCCAGCCCUUGUCCACACACUCCCACUCUCAGUGAAUACAGUUCCAGCCUCAGUCAACACAGCCCUAGGCUCCAUGGACAAGAAGAAACCCCUUGCGCUUCUCAACCCCCACAUGAAUGCAUUAUGUGUCAGGAUGAUACAUACAGUAACCUGCCUCCAAAUGAUGAAUUCGAUGAAGGCCUCAUACCUUUGGUGCCCCCGCAAACCCCAAUCAUCCAUUGUGAAGAGAUGCAACCAGAUUCCUAUCCCAAUCCCCUCAAUUUCAAUCCCAACCGGAACUUUGUCGAAAGGCGGUCGUCAAUCUCCGAAAGAGCAACAACACAACAGCACUCAAGUGUUGAAGACUCUUCCAGCCGUUACACACCCGCUAAUACCACAUCGCGAGAUAUGAGUUCAACAGAAAUGACUUCAAUGGAAUCUAACGACACAUGGUCCCCAUGGUCCCCAGUCGACUCUGAACUCCUUUUCCCAAGCCCAGUAGAGGAAGAUGAUGAAAGUUUCCUUGUUGACGGCAAAACAAACAGCCAGUACCCCGAUAGAGGCAAUCAGCCAGUCAACUCCGCACAGCAUACCCCGACAAAAUGUCGUAAUACCAGAGCACCUCACGAACUAAAUGAGCGGAUCUCUCCAGGAAUCAUAUCCCUACCGCUCAUAUCUGGCGGCACUCCCAGUGCAGGAUUGGAAUUUGUGGAAGAGGAUACGGAUAACGAGUUUUUUCCUGGAAUUGUUCAGCCAAGACAGUUCUGGUGA
Penicillium digitatum Pd1 is the source of this 1545-nucleotide messenger RNA. RefSeq lists its product as uncharacterized. Lineage: Eukaryota; Fungi; Ascomycota; Eurotiomycetes; Eurotiales; Aspergillaceae. The record is from RefSeq and is a predicted model, not a curated record.